GAUGGAAAAUCCAAAGUCGGCGCUCGAGACCGAUUCAGAGCGGCCGAACCUGCCGCCGGGAUUCCGGUUCCACCCUACCGAUGAGGAGCUGGUGGUUCACUAUCUGAAGAAGAAGGCUACUUCUCUCCCCUUGCCGGUGGCCAUCAUCGCCGAAGUUGACCUCUACAAGUACGAUCCUUGGGAGCUUCCAGCUAAGGCUAGCUAUGGAGAGCAAGAAUGGUACUUUUUCAGUCCAAGAGAUCGAAAGUAUCCAAACGGAGCACGACCAAAUCGGGCAGCAACGUCGGGGUAUUGGAAGGCAACUGGAACCGAUAAGCCGGUCAUAGCUUCGUCGGAAGGGAACCGGAAAGUUGGAGUGAAGAAGGCUUUGGUUUUCUAUGGUGGAAAACCUCCAAAAGGAAUCAAAACCAAUUGGAUCAUGCAUGAAUAUCGCCUCGCCGAUAACAAAUCCGGUGGUGGAAACAAUAAUAAGCCACCAGGAUUCAUUAUCGGCGGUAAGAAAAACUCACUGAGGCUCGAUGACUGGGUUUUGUGUCGAAUUUAUAAAAAGAACAACUCGAACAAACCGGGGACGGAUCAUGAACGAGAAGAUUGCUUUGAUUCUAUGGUUGGGUCAAUACCGUCAUCGAUACAAAUCAAUAACUACAAUCAAUCAAUGACGACGACCACAACGGCAACGAACUUUAGUAUGUAUUCUGAAUUAGCCUCUUUGUCGCUUCCAAUGAAACGGUUGCUGCAACCCCCAUCGUGGGAGGAGGAAGAGUAUCGGUUGGCGGACAACCGAUCCUCAAGAAAAAGAUUACAGUUAAUGAACGGAGGUGGUGGCGGAGACAACUCAAUCGCGGCUCUGCUCAGCCAGCUACCGUCGCUGCAGCAGCCGACAUUGCAAGGUUGUAUCGUCGGUGAUGAGAUUUUCCGGCCGGCAUUUCAACUGCCGGAGACAAAUUGGUAUUCAUAACGACACACAACUACAAAAGUGAAUUGGUGGGUACGUUACAAAUUAAAAAAAAA
Messenger RNA from Cucumis melo (muskmelon), 1011 nucleotides. RefSeq names its product NAC domain-containing protein 18-like (gene JA). NCBI's taxonomy places the organism in Eukaryota, Viridiplantae, Streptophyta, Magnoliopsida, Cucurbitales, Cucurbitaceae. Gene Ontology annotation, biological process: system development; regulation of DNA-templated transcription. Gene Ontology annotation, molecular function: DNA binding. The record is from RefSeq and is marked provisional. The coding region runs from base 2 to 958 and encodes 318 amino acids. The transcript has 3 exons.